ACAUUUAUCAGAUACAGCACAGAAGCGAGUUCCUCUAAGAAGAAUUUCAUGUGCAGCAAAAGAAAUCGCGCAGAUGCUUCGAGGCAAACGAGAUGCAAGCUUAUCGCCGCCAUCUCAACUACGAGACUGGUGUCGGCGAAAUGCACACCAUGCUUCGACGGACCAAUGUGCCUCUGGAAUUGCCAGCUUCCUUGCCGCCGAGCAGCCUGGACAGAUCCAACAAUUUGAUCAGUAUCUGGCAAUCAUACACGAAAUACAAGAUCUAAUGAACCCAGGGCUGCGCAAUUACAUAGAAGUUUUCCUUCUCCUUGAGGGAAUGCCAAAGGAGCGACUGAAGUUGUUUACCAUUUCUACGUGGCUGUGCGUUCUUUUCUGCUACACACAAGGCUGUGUAGAAGAAGAGGUGCUGUACAAAGUGCUAAAGAAAUUGAAGCUGGAUGCGCACAUAGUUCGUCGGGCAGUAGUUUAUUUUAUCUCAUCAGAACAAAAGAUGGACCUAGCAGUUCAGGUAAGUGGCAUUUCCGCACGUCUCCGGUCGGGACGGACGACAACCGAAAAAAAGAGCAACAAAACGGAAGCUGUGGAGGAUCCUUGUUUGGGAUCUUCAUGGCAGCCACUCCUGAAUGAGCUUGGUUGCGAAACUGGGCCCACAAAUCUCAAGACCACACGAGCAGUCUGCGCACCCAAAUCUGGAAAACAAGUGUAUACCUCCACCUGCGCAACAAAGGAAAAUUACCGGAUUUCUAGGGGUGACCACAGCAACUGUUCAGCAGCGGAUAGCAAGCCCGCUGCCGACGAACCCGCUGCUGCCAGUGAAUCUACAUGCACUUCCUGUCUCCCGUUGCAGAAUGCUAAACAAUGCCUGAUGGCCAAAGUGGUUAAGGAGGAAGCGAAUCCGUCCUCGCAUUUGUACCAUAUAAGGAAGCUAGAAAUGGAACCCGGAUCAUGUGCCAGUGUUGAGUUCCCAUCAAAGAAGCGCAGGACUCAAGCACUCAGGUACAAGAUAGAGACACAGAAUUCCACUCCGUGCAAGAAAGAAGAUCCAGGAGAGGGCAGCUUCGUGCCUGGUGCCGACAGCGGCAUGAGCUGCGGUGAAAUGUUGAGGCCGCCUCACAAACGAGACGAUGCCUAUUCGAAAAGAAAGCUCUCUGAGACGCCAUCUCAUGACAGGAAGCAUCAACCACAUCACAACACAAGACGGAUAACAACCGUUCUUGCCGUCAAAGAGGAGGCGAACGCGUAACAGUUGGAAGCACAAACCCACACGCAAUUUAGUGCAGCACUUUUUCCCAGGCGCCCCCCCUUCUAUUGAACUGUAGAAGAGAAUUGGACGGAUGCCCAUUUGCUGGAAACUCAAUAGAUGGAUUCAUAUUGCAAGGCUUCCUCAAUGCGCCAGAUUCCAAGGAUAUGGCCCUGAGCUGAGUCAAUCUAUGUGAAGUGUGUAGUCCUAGUAAAGGAUACACGAUCCGAUUGCAGUGAAGAAGUGGCCUACUUAGUAUUUUUGUGAAGUUAGGGUCUUCAGUGGGUGUGCGACCACUGCAAUGUUUUGUUCAUCAACAUUUUCACAACGGCACUACACACCGAUUAUUAUAUGUCAUUUGCUUGCAGAUUGCAAUAUCGGACUGGCGAACGAAACGACACUGGAGCAAGCGCGACAUUUGUGAUCAGAGGCUGCACUGACUGAUUUCGCCAGUCCGCUAUUUUCCGCAUCACUAAGUGCCAUCACACACAGUCACAUCAUCGCUCUGAAAACUUAUCAAAGUCGAAUUC
Molecule: messenger RNA, 1770 nt
Organism: Toxoplasma gondii ME49
Lineage: Eukaryota; Apicomplexa; Conoidasida; Eucoccidiorida; Sarcocystidae
Exons: 12
Coding region: 74-1243 (389 amino acids)
Source: RefSeq, a predicted model, not a curated record